This is a messenger RNA of Oikopleura dioica, 1104 nucleotides long. The record is from the annotation of a GenBank genome assembly. Lineage: Eukaryota; Metazoa; Chordata; Appendicularia; Copelata; Oikopleuridae.
AUGAGCAAGAUGAACAUGACGAACAUUUACAUCUGCCUGAACUCGCAGCAUUCGAUGUGGAGAAUUAAGGAGUUCUACUCAGAAUACCCCCAUCUUUACCAUCUCAUCCCAGCUCUUUAUGGAAACAUGCAAGAUCAAGUGAUUGAAGGCGAGAAAAUGGAUGUCUCCCGCGUUCUAGCAGAGCUGAGCCACAUCAGCCUCUACGAAUUUCUCGACAAAACAGCUGCUGAAAUCAUUCCGCUCAGAUGUCGAUUCAACAUGAAAAACUGCCCACUUCCUCAAAUGAAGACGACAAGAUAUGGAAAAUGUCUUUUUUAUAAUCUAGAGUCUUUCGGCGAAAUAACAAUUGCUGGACCACAAUCUGGACUGGUCUUUUAUGGUGCCUACAAUAAAAGUGAUCAGACAACUGGAGCCCUCCAAUUUGUUGAUGGCCUUAGCAUUUUCUACGGAGACGGGGAUGAAGAAUUGAUGCUGAUGAAACAGCGAACCACUGCCCUGCCCGAUUUAUUAAGUCAAAUCUCUCUUUUUCGUCAUGAAUACGAGAUGAAAUCUGAAAGCUGCGCGACCAAAGAUCUCUAUUUUUAUCGAACAUAUUCUUACGAAAAAUGCCAGAUUUUCUUCACUUUCAACUAUCAAAACUGCGGCGACUGUCCCAAAGAUUGCGAAUACAAAAACUACGUCCGCAGCGUGGAGUACGCCAAAUAUCAUCAACCCAUCCACAAAACCUUGGAAGGCUUCAGAAGCCAAGAAGGCAGUAAAGGUAUCGACGUCGCCGCUUUUCAAGUCUUCUUUCCAACAUUGACUUCGACUGUUCACAAAGAAGAAGAGGAUUACACCGCGCAGCAGUUUUUCUCCGAGCUUGGUGGUGCUGCUGGACUUGUUCUGGGCAUUUCUCUGAUUUCUAUAAUUAGAAUGAUUGAUUACUCCAUCUCCCUCACGGUGGAAAGAAUAAUCAGUGCUCAGAAUAUGAUCCUGGAAACGUUCCAAACCGACGGCAAAAAAGUCUCUUCCCAAUCAACCCAAGUUGAACCCCUCUACAUACCGACUUCUGCAAUCAACGAAGACAAGGGAUCAAAGAUUUUCUCACUUAAUUAUUUGAUAUGA